Messenger RNA from Aphidius gifuensis, 9434 nucleotides. It is a transcript of the gene cut, whose product is annotated as homeobox protein cut. NCBI's taxonomy places the organism in Eukaryota, Metazoa, Arthropoda, Insecta, Hymenoptera, Braconidae. The coding region runs from base 1951 to 7290 and encodes 1779 amino acids. The transcript has 9 exons. The record is from RefSeq and is a predicted model, not a curated record. Gene Ontology annotation, molecular function: DNA binding; DNA-binding transcription factor activity, RNA polymerase II-specific. Gene Ontology annotation, biological process: regulation of DNA-templated transcription.
UAGUCUUGGCCAGAACACAGGCCUAGAAGGAUCGCACUCGUUCCAAAUAAAUUUUUUAACACUUUAAUUAAUUAAUAAUUGAACUAUUUUUUUUUUCAAUUUCUAAAUAUACGCGAUCGUGUGUGUUUUAUUAAUAUUAUUAUUAUUUUAUGUGUGUGAACAAUGCAUAAAAAUAUAAAUUUUAAUUAUUUCUUUUUUUUUUUUUGUGUGUAAAUAAAUAUAUAUUUAGCUGUUAAUAAUAAAUUAAACGCGAGUGACAUUAAUAAAUAUAUAUAUCAAAAAAAAAAUAAUAAUAAUACAAAUUUAAAAACUAUUAUUGUUUUGUCUAUUUAAAAAAAUUCUGACUUUUCAAGUUGUUUUUUUUUUUUUCUUAUAUUUUCUUUUUCAUUAUUCAACAAAUAAAAAAAAAUAAAUAAAUAAUAGUGUCUUGAGUUUAUUUAUACAAUAGAUUUUGUAUGACAUGAAAGAGACUCUUUCCAAGAUCUAUAAAUGAUUUUGACGACGAAAGAAGAGCAGUGAUAUUCAGUUUCAGAUUAGAAGCCUGCUGGGACGGGUCUCGCUCCAGUAACAAGGCGCCGUCAACAAAAAAUAUAUAUAUAUGUUGCAACGUUGUGCUCAACACAUAAAACAUUGUGUUUAAUAAUAUACAUAUAUAUAUAUAUAUAAUAAAGAACAAUAAAAAAAUAAUAAUAUAAACAACAACAACAACAAUAAUAACAACAACAACGACAAUCAACUGGAUUAUUUAUUUGGAUUGUUUUUUUUUUUCUUUUCUUUGAAAAUAAUCAAAAAGUUUUUUAAUAAUUAUCGUGAGUUAAUAAAGUUUAUACUGUGUGGACUUUGAAAAAAAAAAAUAUAUAAAAGUGUAAUGUUUUUUAUUUUGAGAACGAAAUUCGGUGGUAUUGUUGUUGUGACACUUUGACAAUGACACUUGAGGAUUAACAAGAAUUAUCAUUAUUUUAUUUAUACUUUAAAUAAAUAAAAAUAUUAUAAUUAUUAUAUUGGAUAUUUAAUAUUUUAAAAAAUAUAAUUUAUUAUUAUUUUUUGUUACGUGUGCCUUUUGUUGUUGUUUAACAAUAAAUAAUCGGAUACAUGUAAUAUAACUUGUAAUUUAUCACUGCCAAAUAUGCAUCAUUAUCAGUGAUUUGUUUUAUUAUUUAUUUAAAAUAAAUAAAACUCAAUUAGUGUUUUAAUUGUGCUAAGAAAAAAAAAAAAGUGAAUUUUUUGGAGUAUUUGUUUGUUGAUGAAAUAAUUUUAUUUUAAUUGAAACUUUUUUUUUCAUUUAAAUUUAUAAAAAAAGUUUUGUGUUGAUUUUUAAAUAUAUAGACAAAGUGUGUUGUAUAUUUUUUUUUAAAUAAUAAUAAGGACAUUAUUGAAAAUUAUUGUGGUGAAAAAAAAAAAAAAAAAAAAUUAGUAAAGAUAAUAAUAAAUAUGAGUAUUAAUUGGAAAUUAAUAAAUAAAUAUUAUUAAUUUUUUUUUUCAAAAUUAGUGAAAUAAUUGAGGCAAUGCCACGACACAGGGUCCGACGUCGCCCGUGUUUGCAAAAUAUAAAAAAACAAACAAGUGACUAUUGAAAUAUAAAAAUAAUAAAAAUAGAAAAUAAGAAAAGAAUUAAUUUAAUUUAAAAAAAAAAAAAAGUAAAUUUAUGUUGGAAUUGUGCUGUGAGAGAGCAAGAAUAAAAAAGUGAUUAAAAUAACAAUUGCCUUAAAGGCUGUUGUGGUGGAUAAUAUUUUUAAAUAAUUGUAGAAUUUUGAAGCCGUCAAAGUGGCUUCUUCACUGGGUCUCCAGGGGCCAUCAGCGCCAAUUGGUGCCCAAUUAUUGGCUUCUGGUGGUGGUACUGAUGAUGCGACCACCACAACAUACCACGGAAAUUUGGUAACCGGCAACAAUAGCUCGGUGACAGCAGCAUUACAACAGCCAAUACUUAAUUCAUUAAAUUCACUUGCCACAAUGCAAGCAUCAGCUGAAGCAAAUUCACUCGAUUUACAAGCAAUGCAAUCCAUGGAUUGGCUUUUCAAGAAAGAAAGGAUUUAUCUUCUUGCUCAAUUUUGGCAACAGAGAGCAACAUUAGCUGAAAAAGAAGUAACAACACUUAAAGAAAAAUUAGCAGCGUCAACCGACGGUAAUAUCAAGACUGAGGGACAACAACAAACAUCCCAAAAUGCUCAAAGCACAGAAACAAGUCAUGAACAUAGUAAUCCAAGAAGAUCACCAAGUAUUAAUUUGGAACAAGAACUUCAGGCCAAAGACAAAGAGAUAAAUCAACUCGUUGAUGAAGUCACAAGGUUACAACAGAGUCUUCAUAGAUUACAAGAAACAAGUGCACAAACAGCAUCAAGACUUGAAGAAGAAUUAGAAACAAGAAGACAACAUAUUGUAAGGCUAGAAAGUAAAUUAGAUCGACAACGUGAUUAUGAUGAUAUUAAACGAGAAAUAAGUGUACUGAGAUCAGUUGAUUUAUCACAAAUACCAACUGGUGAACCUGGUAAAAGUUUAGAACAUCUUCUUAUGGAAAGAACAAAAGCUUUACAACAAGCAGAAAAUUUAAAACCACCAACAACACCAGACACAAUUAUCGGUGGACUUGCUUCACCACUGCAGCGUACUGCAACCGCCUCACCACAUGGUAGUAGCAGUGUUGUUGUCAGUGGGAGUAAUCCCACUUCCCUAACGUCCCAACAGGUGCUCCCAACGCGUUCCACCCCAACACCCUCAUCGGUCACCUCAACUACCACCACCACCACUACCACAUCAACUAAUCUCCUAUUUCCACCUCCUUUACAAAAUGUUGAGACUUUUGGUUCAUUUCUUGGUGAAGAAAUUGUUGCAAAUUGGAGAAGAUCCUUGGAAAGAUCAAUUAUAAAUCAACAACAACAACAACAAUCACAAUGUACUUCUACAAUUUCAAUAAAAUCACCAAUCCAACAAUCCCAACAAUUCCAGCAGAGUUCACAACUACCACCAUUAUCACCAACAUCACCACAAUUACCAUUACUACCCCCAUUAAGCCAAACGGGACUACAUCAGCAAUACACAAGUUUAUAUUCAUUGCCAACAACACCAAACCUAAAUCAACUUCAAUCACCAACAGAUCAAAUUAAUUCAUCUACAAGUACACCAGUUAAAUCAACAACACCAUUGGACAAUCUUGAUGAUAUGGAUAAAAUGCCAAUAACAGAUACCAGUAUUGAAUUAACAACAACAGCAACAACAACAACAUCAUCAACCGUAUCAACUGUAUCAACAACAACAUCAUCAUCAUCACCAUUAUUAUCAUCAACAUCAACAUCAACAUCAGUUGUACAAUCAAUAACAUCACCAAUGUCAACAACAGCAACAACAACAACAACAACAACAUUAACAAGCAGUCAUCAAUUAUCAACAAGUAAUAUUGAGACAAAUAAUCUUCUAAAUGGUACAUCAUUAUCACUUGCUGGUUUACAUUUAGUUGGACCAACAACAACAACAACAACAGCAUCACCAAAAAGUCCACAUGAUGAUACAUUAUACAACAAUAACAAUAAUAAUAAUAAUAUUAACAAUAAUAAUAUUAAUAAUAAUAACAACAACAGCAUUAGCCAUCAUCUCAUGAUGAACAAUAAUAAUAGUAAUCACAGUAUAAAUAAUAAUAAUAAUAAUAACAACAGUAUUGGAAGUAUAAGUGUAUUGGACAGUUUAAAAGGUCCAUUUAGAUUUGAUGAUAGAACACAUCCAUUUAGAUUUGGUGAUGAAUUUGGUGCUGCUGGUAUGGCAGGUAGAUUAGGUGAAUCAUUAAUACCAAAAGGUGAUCCAAUGGAAGCACGUUUACAAGAAAUGUUACGUUAUAAUAUGGAUAAAUAUGCAUCACAAAAUUUAGAUACACUUCAUAUUGCAAGACGUGUACGUGAAUUAUUAUCAAUUCAUAAUAUUGGACAACGUUUAUUUGCAAAAUAUGUACUUGGAUUGAGUCAAGGUACUGUUAGUGAAUUAUUAAGUAAACCAAAACCUUGGGAUAAACUUACGGAAAAAGGACGUGACAGCUAUAGAAAGAUGCAUGGAUGGGCUUGUGACGAGAAUGCUGUGAUGCUACUUAAAUCAUUAAUACCAAAGAAAGAUUAUGUUUCAGGCAAAGAACAAGGAAUGCCAACAUUUGCACGUGGUCCACAGGAUGGUGGUCCAAAUGAUAUGAAUGACGAAAGAAUAGCACAUAUGUUAAAUGAAUCAAGUCAUCUUGGAAUGAGCCGUAGUGAACAUGAUAUGUCAAAUGAUGCUGAUAGUAAAAGUCCAAGUAGAUUGGGUUGUCCAAGUCCAUUAUUUGGAAAAGACAGAUAUGACAGUCAAAAUAGAAGACUUAAAAAAUAUGAAAAUGAUGACAUUCCACAGGAAAAAGUUGUUAGAAUUUAUCAAGAAGAACUUGCUAAAUUAAUGGGUAGAAGAGUUGAAGAUUUACGAGGACCAAGAGAUUUUCCACCAAGUGCGAUGUUUUCACAUUUUUUCAGUGCUGGUGGUGGUCAAAGUAUACAAGGAAUGGAAAGAACACAAGAUGAAAUAAGAAUUGCACUUGAUGCAUAUCAUCGUGAGUUACAAAAAUUAAAUACAGCACCUGGACAAAUUCCAGGUUUACCAAAUUUACCUGGUUUAUUAGCACUUCAUCAACAAGCACUACAUCAAAAUCAUAUUGCAAAUGGUGGUGCUGGUACUGGUGUAGGUGGUGGUAAUCCAAAUAGUGGAGGUGGUGGAGGAGGAGGAGGAGUACAAGAUCUUAGUUUGGGAAAAAUUGAACAAAGAAAUAAAAUAAUGAAUGGUAUAUCAGAAGAAGAUAAAGAAAAAAUGGAAGAAGCCAUGAGACAUGCUGGUAGUGCAUUUUCAUUGGUAAGACCAAAACAAGAACCAACACAAGGACCACAAUCAACACCAGGUGGUUCAAGUGCAAGUUCACCACUUGGAAAUUCAAUUCUUCCACCAGCCAUGACACCAAAUGAAGAAUUUUCAGCAGCAGCUGCUGCAAGUCCAUUACAAAGAAUGGCAUCAAUAACAAAUAGUUUAAUAAGUCAACCAUCAACACCAACACAUCAUUCAUCAAAUCAAAGACCAUUAAAAGCUGUAUUACCACCAAUAACCCAACAACAAUUCGAUCUUUACAAUAAUCUUAAUACAGAGGACAUUGUGAAGAGGGUAAAGGAACAAUUAUCACAGUAUUCAAUAUCACAGAGACUAUUUGGAGAAUCUGUAUUGGGUUUAUCACAGGGUUCAGUAUCAGAUUUACUAGCACGACCAAAACCUUGGCAUAUGCUUACUCAAAAAGGCAGAGAGCCAUUUAUUAGAAUGAAAAUGUUUUUAGAGGAUGAACAAGCUGUUCAUAAAUUAGUUGCAAGCCAAUAUAAAAUUGCACCAGAGAAGCUCAUGAGGACCGGCGGCUACGGCGGCCUGCCUCGUAAGUUUAACUCAGCAUGUGGAACACCAAUGAAACCAAUGCCACCAACAAAAUUAGUACAAGAACAAUUACAAAAUGCAGCAAAAGCACAAGCAGCAGCACAAGCAGCAGCAGCAGCCCAAGUUGCCGCCCAAACAGCAGCAGCAGUACAACAUCAUCAAGAACAAACACAAAUGCAACUUGGUCCACCACAAUCAAGUCCACAACUUGGUCAACAUACAAUACAAGGACCACAAGGAUUAAUGUUAACAUCACCAGGUUCACAUCUUGCAUCACAUUUACCAACCCAAUUAACAAUUCAAGAAUUACAAAAAAAACAACAUCAACAACAACAACGUGAACAACAACAACAAAUGUCUGGUUUACAUUCACCACAUCAAAUGACACCAUCACCAUUACGUAGUCUUCAUCCACAUAUAUCACCAAGUGUUUAUGAAAUGGCUGCAUUAACACAAGAUCUUGAUACACAAACAAUAACAACAAAAAUAAAAGAAGCUCUACUUGCUAAUAAUAUUGGACAAAAAAUAUUUGGUGAAGCUGUACUUGGUUUAUCACAAGGUUCAGUUAGUGAAUUAUUAAGUAAACCAAAACCAUGGCAUAUGUUAAGUAUUAAAGGACGUGAACCAUUUAUAAGAAUGCAGCUUUGGCUAUCAGAUGCACAUAAUGUUGAUCGUUUGCAAGCAUUAAAAAAUGAAAGACGUGAAGCUAAUAAAAGACGUCGUAGUAGUGGUCCUGGUCAUGAUAAUUCAUCAGAUACAUCAAGUAAUGAUACUGCUGAUUUUUAUCAUGCUAGUAAUUCACCUGGUCCAGGACCUGGUCCUGGUCCUGGUCCAGCAGCUAAAAAACAACGUGUAUUAUUUUCUGAAGAACAAAAAGAAGCAUUAAGACUUGCAUUUGCACUUGAUCCAUAUCCAAAUGUUGCAACAAUUGAAUUUCUUGCUGGUGAAUUAGGUUUAUCAUCAAGAACAAUAACAAAUUGGUUUCAUAAUCAUAGAAUGAGAUUAAAACAACAAACACCACAUGGACAACCAGAACAACAAUCACCACGUGAACCUGGACAACCAUUUGAUCCAGUACAAUUUCGUUUAUUACUAAAUCAAAGAUUACUUGAAAUACAAAAAGAAAGACUUGGUUUGGGUAAUGUACAAAUACCAUAUUCACCAUAUUUUAAUCCAAAUUUAGCAACAUUAAUGAGUAAUGCAUUAAAAGAACAAUGUUCUGGUCUUGAUUUAUCAAUGGGUACAUUAAAACGUGAACCAAAUCAAGAAUAUGAUGAUGAUGAUGCUGAUAAUGAUAAUGAUAAUGAAAAUGAUAAUGAUAAUGAUGAUGGUAUGAGUAAUUUAGGUAGUGAAGAUUCAGAUGGUUCUGGUACAAGUUUAAAACGUGAAUCAAAUGAUAUACAUAAUUCACAAAUACCAACAACAGCAUCAUCAGUAACAUCAGCAAGAUCAAGUAGAAGAAAACCAGCAGCACCACAAUGGGUUAAUCCAGAAUGGCAAGAACCAACAAGAACUGGUGAUGAAGUUAUUAUAAAUGGUGUUUGUGUUAUGCAAACUGAUGAUUAUGGUGUUAAAAGAGAAAAUGAACAAACAGUUAGAGUUGAACCAACACCAGUACAAGAUAGAUAUGAUGAUGAUUGUCAAAGUGAUGCAUCAUCAAUAUCAGCAAAUAAUGGACAAGAUCGUGAUAGUCCAAUGCCUGCAAGUCCAAAAUCAGCUCAAAAUAGUCCAAUAAUAACAACUACAACAACAGCAACAACAACAACGACAAUGACAUCACCAAGAUCACCAUUAUCAACACAAAAUAUUCACAAUAACAUUGAUCAAAGUCCCAAAGACAUUGUUAAAAGUGAACCAGAAGAAACUUGGGACUAUUAGUUGAUUUAAUUUUUAUUUAUUUAUUUAUAAAAUAUCUAUAUUAUAUAAAAAAACAAAAAAGAUAACAAAAAUUAUUAUAAAUACAAGCGAUUUAUAUAUCUGGCCAAAUAAACAUCUAGCUUGUCUUGAUUGAUUUUAAGCUAUUUUUUGUAAUUAAAAAUUUAAACAAAAUUUCUUGUAUAUUAUUAUCAUUAUUACUAUUAUUAUUAUUAUUGUUGUUAUAACUAUGAUUAUUAAUUUUUUUUAUUUUUAUCAAAAAGAAAAAAAAAAAAAAAGAAAAAAAAAUAAUAAAAUUAUGUGUAGAAUAAGAUUUUUAGGAAAAAGAAAAUGUAAAAAAAGAAAAUAUAUAAAAAACCAGCGAUAGGAUUCGCAUUUUUUUUUUUUUUUUUGUUUCAUUGGAACAUAAAAGAUGUACCAAUUAUAUCAUACGAGUCCUGCCUAUCGACUUGGGCAUUAAAUUUAGUUGACCGAAGUUGACAUAACGACUGAAUCACAAAAAAAAAAAAAUUGAAAAAUAAAUAAAACCUGUAAUUUAUAACUUUGUUUUUAUUUUAAAAAAAAAAAAUUUUUAUUUCUUCGUCAACAAGUAUUAUGUAGAGAAAAAAAUAAAUAAAUGAAUAAUAAUAAUAUGUCGAAUUAAUAAAGAGCGGAGCAAAAUCAAAAGUCUCUUUCGAAUUCGUAAAAAUAAUAUUUAAAAAAAUAUAAACAAAUUCACCAGUGAGCGAUGAACAAAAUUAAAAAGAAAAAAAAAAUAAUAAAGUAUACUGUGAAUAUAUAAAUUAGCGUAUAAAAAAAUUCUAGUAGAAAAAAAAAUAGUAAUAAUAAAUAUGAACAAAAAAAGAAAAACAAUGUAGCUCUAUAAUAAUUAUGAUAAAAUCGUUGAUUGGUUUUUUUUUAAAUUAUAAAUUAACGUAUCAAUGAGCAAAGAAAUCGCUUAAUCUUUGCAAAAAGAAAAAAAAAAUAGAUAAUUUAAACAAAAAAAAAAAAAAAAACAGUGCAAUUUUUUUAAUUUUUUCAUUAUUAAUUAAUUGUUAUAAUUAUUUUGUUUGAACAAUUAAAAUUCCAUAAUUCUGUAUGUAAAUUAUUUAAAGAAAAAAAAAAUAAAUAAUCAGUCUGUUGUUCAAUCAAUACAGGAAAAAAAAAUUGAAAAAAAAAAAUUUGUUUAUUGAUUUUGUCUUUAAAAAAAAAAUUAAUUUAACGCGACAAGGAUUAUUAAAAUUAAAUGUCAUAAGUAUUGUCUGCAAGUCCAAUCUUUCCUGACUUUCUCUUAUUAUUAAUAUUAUUAUUAUUAAUAUUUUGAAUAUAUAUAUUUUUUUUCUUUCACAACAAUGUGUUGAUGUUUAAGUAUUUUUUUUGACUGUAUAUUUUAUUCACUUAUUUUUAUAUAAUUUUAAUUAUAUUAUUAGAAAUAUAAUCUUCAUUUAUUUAUUGACAAUUUUUCAUUUUAUAUUUAAACAAUUAAAUGAUAAACAAGACAAAAUAAAUAAAUAAAAAUUAUAAUUAUUAAUAAAAAACAACAGAGAGUAAUUUCUCUUUAAAAAAAAAAUAUAUAUCAAACCAGGAAAUACAAAUAGGGAUCACUCAAGGCCGUUACCAAUGUUAUUAUUAUUAUCAUCGACUAAAUAUUAAUAAUUAUUAAUUUUUAUUAUUGUAUAACAUAAUAAAAAAAAAAAACAAUUUAUUGUAUCUAAUAUUUUAGUUAUUGAUUAUACUGUCAUUAUUCGUUGUUAAUGAUUAUCUCAAGCUCGAGAGAGAAAAUGUUUAAAAUUAUGUAAUGUAGGAAAAAAAAACAAAAAUUGUAUAGAGACAGUGAUAAUCUAACAAAGGAUUACGUAAUCCUAAUUUUUUUUUAUUUUUAAUUAAACAAUUAGAUUAUUAUUAUUUUCUUUGAUUUAAAAAAAAAAUUUCUAUACAUUUAUUUUUUUCAUAAAAUUAAUAAUUUUUAUUAUUUAAUAUGAGCGUUAUUAAUUAUUAUAAUUAUUAUGGUUAUUAUUGAUAUUAUUUUAAAUUUUUUAAAUUAUAAUUAUUGAAUGCAAAAUGGCUUAUGAAGCCAAUGUGAUAGAGCUUAUAUUAUAAUAUAUUUGCGAAGAGAAAGAGACAAAUGGGAUUGUAAAUUUUACGACAAUGAUAAUGCAAAGAAAAGA